AUGCAACGCCCAUCCUUCGCCGCCGCGCUCCUCCGGCGGGCGGCCCUGCCGUGCGACGUGUUCAUCAACCACCGUGGCGUGGACACGAAGAGGCACGUGGCCGGGCUGCUGCACCACCGCCUCCGCUGCCUGGGGCUCCGGCCGUUCCUGGACUGCCGGAGCCUGAAGGCCGGGGACCGCCUUUUCGACAAGAUCGACAUGGCGAUCAGGGAAUGCAGGGUCGGGAUCGCGGUCUUCUCGCCGAUGUACUGCGACUCGUACUUCUGCCUCCACGAGCUCAGCCUCAUGGCCGAGCUCGGGAAGAGGGUGGUCCCCGUGUUCUGCGACGUAAAGCCGUCAGAGCUGAGGGUGCGGGACGACGGGUCCUGCCCGCCCGAGGAUAUCGUCAGGUUCCGCGCCGCCCUCGAGGAGGCCAAGUACACCGUGGGAUUGACGUUUGACACCUUAAGAGGGGACUGGUCAGAAUUUCUUGCUAAUGCUACGGAUGUAGUGAUCAAGAACUUGAUCGAAGUGGAUGAAAUAAAUAGAUUAAAUUAA
Molecule: messenger RNA, 537 nt
Organism: Salvia hispanica
Lineage: Eukaryota; Viridiplantae; Streptophyta; Magnoliopsida; Lamiales; Lamiaceae
Product: putative 2' cyclic ADP-D-ribose synthase BdTIR
Biological process (GO): signal transduction
Source: RefSeq, a predicted model, not a curated record